Aspergillus steynii IBT 23096 is the source of this 252-nucleotide messenger RNA. RefSeq lists its product as uncharacterized. The record is from RefSeq and is a predicted model, not a curated record. Lineage: Eukaryota; Fungi; Ascomycota; Eurotiomycetes; Eurotiales; Aspergillaceae. Bases 1 to 252 code for a protein of 83 amino acids. The transcript has 3 exons.
AUGCCCAAAGAAACCCCCAUCACAACCACCCAGGCGCGUCUACAAAACGACUACGGCGCCGACCUGUGGGUGAAGAAGCAAGCGCCUCAUCGACACCCCACAGCAGGCCGCGGCCUCUUCGCCGGCCUGCAAGACGUAAAGCAAUAUAACGUGGACUCGGGGUGGGCGAAGCGCGGCAACGAGGACUCCGCGGGGCUGUUUGGGUUUUUGUAUAAUCGGAUAUUCGGUGGGGGGUAUAGACGGCCGGAGUAA